Aphidius gifuensis is the source of this 1787-nucleotide messenger RNA. It is a transcript of the gene prtp, whose product is annotated as thioredoxin domain-containing protein 5 homolog. Lineage: Eukaryota; Metazoa; Arthropoda; Insecta; Hymenoptera; Braconidae. Bases 235 to 1419 code for a protein of 394 amino acids. Gene Ontology annotation, cellular component: endoplasmic reticulum. The record is from RefSeq and is a predicted model, not a curated record. Gene Ontology annotation, molecular function: protein disulfide isomerase activity. The transcript is spliced from 5 exons. Gene Ontology annotation, biological process: protein folding.
AACUGGGGGGCGGAAAUCACCAAACAUUAUACACAGAUAAAUCCUAUCAGUAUCUAGCAAUAAGUACUGAUAUUGAUAAGCCUCAAUUUAAAUUUAUGCCAGGUCAUACUAAGCUUGUAUUUAAAAAUAAUUAUCAAACAAGUAUUUGUGAAUUAGGAUAUCCAGUUGGCUGUCAUUUGUCAGAUAGCUAAUCAUUUAAUUUACUGGAGUAAUAGAAAUAUUAAAAUAGCUAAAAUGAUGCUACGAAUGAUACUAUUUAUUAGCACAGCAUUAUUACUUAAAUUUGUUGUUGCUGAUACUGAUGAAAAUGAUGCUCAUACUAUUCAAUAUACUGACUCAACAUUUUCAACAGAAGUACCAAAAAAAAAUCAUUUUAUCAUGUUUUUUGCACCAUGGUGUGGACAUUGUCGACGUCUUGAGCCAACAUGGAAAAAUUUAGCUGAAAAGUUUAAUGAAAAUAACGACAACAGCCAAGUGACUAUUGGAAAAGUUGAUUGUACAACAGAUAGUUCAGUUUGUUCACAAAAUGAUGUUACUGGUUAUCCAACAUUAAAAUUCUUCAAAGAAGGUGAAAGUACAGGAAUUAAAUUUCGUGGUACACGUGAUCUUCAAUCAUUGACAAGUUUUAUCAAUGAACAACUUGGUUCAGCCAAAACUCCAAAUGAUGAUAAUGAAAUAAAUACAUCUGUACCUGAACCAAUAAAUGGUUUAGUUGAAUUAACAGAAGAUACAUUUGAUGAUCAUGUUUCAUCUGGUCUUCAUUUUGUUAAAUUUUAUGCACCAUGGUGUGGACACUGUCAAAGAUUAGCACCAACAUGGGAUGAACUUGGAAAAAGUAACAGUCAUGAUAAACUUGUUAAUAUUGCCAAAGUUGAUUGUACACAGCAUCAGUCUGUAUGUGAAAAAUUUGACAUUAAAGGUUAUCCAACACUUUUAUGGAUUGAAAAUGGUAAAAAAAUUGAUAAAUAUACUGGUCAACGUGGUACAAUUGAACUUAAAGAAUACAUAAAUAAAAUGCUUAAAAAAAGUACUGAAAAUAUUGACGAUAAUAGUGUCAUUGAUGAUGACAGUGUACAAUCAGUACUAACAUUAACUGGUGAAUCAUUUGAACAUGGUAUAAUAAAAGGUAUUACAUUAGUUAAAUUUUUUGCACCAUGGUGUGGUCAUUGUAAACGUCUUGCAUCAACAUGGGAAGAACUUGGUAAAAAAUUUAUAACAAAUGAUAAUGUUCAUAUUGUUAAAAUUGAUUGUACAUUACAAGUCAAUAAACAGCUAUGUGAUGAACAAGAAGUUGAAGGUUUUCCAACACUUUUCUUAUAUAAAAAUGGAAAAAAAAUAUCUGAAUACAAUGGAUCACGUACACUUGAUGAUCUUUAUGAAUUUAUUAUAAAACAUCAACAAGAUCAUGAUGAAUUAUAAAUUUAUUUUCAUCUUGUUACUUCCAUUUUUAAAUGGCAUAACGAUACUUUAAUUAAUUAAUUUUUUUUUCUUUUUUCAUUUUAUUUUAUAAGCUAAUUGUGCUUCCGAUAUUUUUUUUCUCCUAAAUAUUCAUUUAAAUUCAAUCAAAAUAAAUACAAAUAAUAAAUUAAAAAUAGGUUUUUUUUCAUUAUGAAAUAACACAUGAGACAUUUUUCACAAACGUGAUGAUUAUUCUAGUCGCGAACUUGAAAAAUUAAAUUAAAUAUACCGUAAAAAAUGUGUUAAAAUUAACAAUGGCAUAUGUACGAUCUGUAUAUGAUCAGUGACAAAUAAAUUAUAAUUUUUAUACAUUUUUUAUUUUGUUUAUG